GGAAGAUGAUGUUUGAGAAGCAACAAAUGAAGAUGGAUCAUAAUAAUUUGAGGAGAAGUGUUACUUUUAGUACUAGUAGGGGUCAUAAUAACAAUAUUAAUAGUGAUAAUAAUAGUAAUAAUUUUCAUCAUCAAAAGAGAAAAUCCAAAGAUGAUAAUCAAGAUCAUGAGAGGCUUGAGAUAGUGGAUUUGAGUGGCAUGUCUUUGGAAUCUCUCCCAAACACUCCUCUCAAUUUGGGAAUUAUUUGUAAGCUUGACCUCUCCAACAACAAUCUUCAGAUCAUACCUGAGUCCUUAAUUGCCAGAUUACUGAAUGUGGUAGUGUUAGACGUGCACUCAAAUCAGCUUAGAUCUCUUCCAAACUCCAUUGGUUGUCUCUCCAAGCUCAAGGUUUUGAAUGUGUCCGGAAAUCUUCUUGAAUCUCUCCCAAAAACAAUAGAAAAUUGCAGAUCAUUGGAAGAGCUGAAUGCAAACUUCAACAAGCUGACCAAACUCCCAGACACAAUAGGCUUCGAGCUUAACAACCUAAGGAAGCUCUCGGUCAACUCCAACAAGCUCGUCUUCCUCCCCCACUCCCUCACCCACCUGACCUCCCUCCGCGCCCUCGACGCCCGCCUCAACUGCCUCCGGUCACUCCCCGACGACCUCGAAAACCUCAUCAACCUCGAGGUCCUCAACGUCAGCCAGAACUUCCAGUACCUCGAAACCCUACCUUAUUCCAUCGGCCUCCUCCUCUCCCUCGUCGAGCUCGACGUCAGCUACAACAAGAUCGGUGUGGUGGGUUGGGCCUGCGGGUUUUACGGGUUUAUGAACAGCCCAACUGUCGAGGUGUGCUUGCAUUUCCUGCUAGAGGUUGCAACACUUGCAGACGCAGUCGCACUUGCACUCGCCACUUCUCCACACCAACCACCAUUGCGACCACGACCUCCAGUACGUCCAGCAGGGCUCGGACUAGCAGAUUCUUAC
Morus notabilis is the source of this 965-nucleotide messenger RNA. Its product is annotated as plant intracellular Ras-group-related LRR protein 6-like. The record is from RefSeq and is a predicted model, not a curated record. The transcript is spliced from 4 exons. Lineage: Eukaryota; Viridiplantae; Streptophyta; Magnoliopsida; Rosales; Moraceae. Gene Ontology annotation, molecular function: protein binding. The annotation marks the transcript as partial.